Brassica rapa (field mustard) is the source of this 1411-nucleotide messenger RNA. RefSeq lists its product as uncharacterized. Lineage: Eukaryota; Viridiplantae; Streptophyta; Magnoliopsida; Brassicales; Brassicaceae. The record is from RefSeq and is a predicted model, not a curated record.
AAAAAAAAGAAAAAAAGAGGAAAAGUGGAGAAAAGAAAGAGACGUAACAAGUAGUCUGUGUCUUUUUAGAUCUAACUCAGAAACCCUUUUGAGAUCAGGCCAAGCUAUGUCGUGGUCGUCGUCUUUGCUGCUCAGCCUCUCUUCCAAGCUCUCUCCCCGCAAACUUGCCCUGAGAUGCCAAACCCUUCGUACGUUCUCCUCCACCACCACCACCACCACCACCAACCCUAACUUGUUUUAUCGUGUCAGCUGUUGUGGUGAAAAAGGUGAUGUAGAAUCCCCAGGUGUAAUGACACAGCUCCACAUGUUUGACCCGGCCAAAGAAGAACAUAUCAUCGUCGGUGAUAUGCCAUUUCCCAAAGAGUUGGUCGAGUCUUCGCUUGUGGGAAGUUCCCAUGGAUGGGGAGUUUUUCUAUGGGGCCACCGUUCCUUACUAAUCACUGACUUCUGCAACCCCUUGAGCUUUAAAUCAAAACCCAAGUUCAUCCCUCUCCUUCUUAGGCCUGACCUAAUUGGUUGUCAAGCUGAGUUGGUAAGUGGCGUGGCAAUGUCCUCUUCUCCUGAUGAAGAGGAAGAAGACUACCUCGUGGCUGUCAAGUUUACGGGACGUGUGGUGAGUAUAUAUAAGCCGAGUGACACUAAGGCCGCGCUCCAUUACAUUUUGCCUCAUAAUGUAUUCGAUCAUUUUGAACCAUCCAAGUUGAUGUAUUCCAAGAGAGAUCAAAGGUUCUACAUGGUAAGUUCUGGUGGCCACCACUUGUGGUCUUGGGAUGGUCUUGAAUCCACGAGGCCUGAGUUCCAUGAGUUGCGCUUUCACAACCUUCCUCAGUUUUCGUGUUCCGAGUUGCAGCUUUUGGAUUCUUCUCACAGGACACACCACCUUGUGGAGUCUCCCUCAGGACAACGAUUCCUAGUCAAAUGGUAUGUCCAAAGCAGCAAGGCAUUAGGAUUCAAUUGUGGUGGCACAAAGCGGUUCAUGGUGUUUAGAGAGGAGGAAGAUAUGAACAUGUGUUACACAGAAGACAUUGGUGAUCUCUGCAUAUUCCUCGGCGAUAACGAGCCUUUUUGUGUCAAGGCCAGCUUAUUCCCGGGCUUAAACCCUAACUCCAUCUAUUUCAUCGGUGAAGCCUAUGGUGAAGGCUAUGGUGUUUACAGUAUCGCCACUAGAACCCCACGUUCCUUCAAACCCAAGCCUACCUCAAGUGGCCAAGGUUUUAUGAUUCGUCUAUGGGCUCCUCACUGGCUUCCUCCGUUUCCUCUCUAGUUGUUAUGUUAUGAACAACUAAAAACAUAAUCUGUAGUAUACUGUCUUCUUAAUUACCAUCUUGGUACUGUUAGCUCUCCCAACUUGUGUACAAUCUAAUCAGUAGUAGAAUCCCUGGGUCCUCCAUUGCGUUCUUCAAUGGCUCUA